Aspergillus tubingensis is the source of this 351-nucleotide messenger RNA. RefSeq lists its product as uncharacterized. Bases 1 to 351 code for a protein of 116 amino acids. Lineage: Eukaryota; Fungi; Ascomycota; Eurotiomycetes; Eurotiales; Aspergillaceae. The record is from RefSeq and is a predicted model, not a curated record. The transcript has 3 exons.
AUGGCACUCUCAACUAGCGUCCUGGCCGCCAGUGACACUGUUGAUCUUUCCUACACCUCCGACGGUGUCCUCCACAACCAAACAGUAACAUCAGGCGAAUGGACUUACCUGGACUAUCCGCACGUCUUCCCCGGGGCAGAGCUUUUCGGAAAGUACAGUACUGAUAGUUAUCUAAUGACAGAGGCCUUAUCACGACCUUUCAAAGUAACGGACCAUGCAGCAUUGUUAACGGAUAAUGAUAGGGACCCAUUGCAGCAAGAUGGUAUACAGGUAGAUGCGGGCGAUUAUACUUAUGAUCCCGGUUUCAAUGCUACGAUGGUCCUAUGCCUCAAUCCCGACCAGAUAAUAUAA